CAUCGUCGUAGUCGAAUGGGAGGAGCGCACGAGGAACGCAGGCACCACCGUGUGUCAGAGGGCCGCAUCGCGCUGCAGAUGAAGCAUGCCGGGCGACAGCGAGACAAAGCCAGGUGACCAAGCCGAAAAUGAGAGCAAUAAUCGGGAGCCUUUCCUCAUUGGUGUGGCUGGAGGGACAGCCAGCGGAAAGUCAUCAGUGUGCAGCAAGAUCAUGGAGAUGCUGGGACAGAACGAGAUAGAUCACCAUCAGCGGCAAGUGGCCAUUCUCAGCCAGGACUGCUUCUACAGGGUCCUCACCCCAGAGCAGAAGGCCAAGGCGCUCAAGGGCCAGUUCAACUUCGACCACCCAGAUGCAUUUGAUAACGACCUCAUAAUCACAACUCUGUGGGACAUCAAGGAAGGAAAAACAGUUCACAUCCCUGUUUACGACUUUGUUUCCCAUUCCAGGAAGGAAGAGACUGUGACGGUUUACCCAGCUGAUGUGGUGCUGUUUGAGGGCAUCUUGAUGUUCUAUUCUCAAGAGAUCCGAGACUUUUUCCAAAUGAAGCUGUUCGUGGACACUGAUGCAGAUACACGUCUGUCCCGAAGAGUGCUGCGUGAUAUAAGUGAACGAGGACGGGACUUGGAAAGUGUUCUAGCACAGUACAUUACUUUUGUCAAGCCAGCUUUUGAGGAGUUUUGUCUGCCAACAAAGAAAUAUGCUGAUGUGAUCAUACCAAGAGGAGCUGACAACCUUGUUGCUAUAAAUCUCAUAGUCCAACACAUCCAGGAUAUUCUAAAUGGUGGUUUGACCAAACGGCUGAACGGGUGCAUUAAUGGUUAUGGAGCAACAAAGAAGCAGCCAAACAUGGAGUCCAGCAGUCGGCCUCACUGAUCACCGUGCUGCCCCGUAGAACCGAAGAAGGGUUCGCCUGUACGUGCCGAAUGCGCUCUACAUUAUUGCUAACAAAGUAGGAGUGAUUGCCAUGAAAUCUAAAGGCCUCCUUUUGAUAUGUUUCUGCUUGGACUGAAGUGAAACCAUACUUUUGUGGAGCUGGUUUAAAGCACUUGUAUUCAGUUACAUUUUUCUAUUUUGCUUGUGUACUGUAUGACAUUGAAGAGUGAGAAAUACAAAGGGGCUCACUUGUAAUUUCAUUUAAAACUGCUGCUUGCCUUUACCAGACAGAGGAACUAACUAAAGAAGCAGUUAUUGUGUCUGAAAAAAGAUUUCUGAACACCUUACAGCCUUUAAACGUACAAUAAAUACAGUGUAGCAACAUGCUGUUUGAUGGCAGGGCUUUAUGUUCACUCACUGCAGUUAAAGGUGCACCGUCUGACCUUCUUCAGCUUUCUGUAAAACAAAUUUUGACUUAAAGAAAAGAAUUUGUGAAUAAUGUUCUAAGGGAUUGAGAUUUCUGGUGUUUGAGUCAUGUUGCCCCAAGCUGCACUCGCUUUGUCUUGUUUAAAUCUAAACUGCAUUAGUUCUUGGUCAAACGAAACAACCGAUUCCCACCUCAAAUUAUCUGAUGUAUGACGUCAUCACCAAAGAUAUUUUUCUGUAAUGUCUAUGUGGGCUAAUUGCUUAAAACUGAUUUUUUAUUUUCAUGUUAUACUGACAUUACUGUAACUGAUUUGAGACGUUAACAACAAAGAGCAAUUAUGUUGUAAUACAGUUACCACAAAGUAUUAUUUAUUCUUUGAUUCCCAUAAACUUGAAUCCUUAGAUGCAGACGUAUGCAAGUUUCAUUCAAAAGAAGUAAACCUACACACUGGAAACAGUGUUAAUAAAUGCACUGAGCUGUAAAAUGUCAUGACAUACAAGAUACCCAAUGUAAAUGUAUUCUGUAAAUGUUUACUUCUUGUAUACAUUUUUCUUAUGAUAAAGUUCUCAGGUACUCUUUGUUUGCUUGACUUGA
Scatophagus argus is the source of this 1895-nucleotide messenger RNA. It is a transcript of the gene uck2a, whose product is annotated as uridine-cytidine kinase 2a. Lineage: Eukaryota; Metazoa; Chordata; Actinopteri; Scatophagidae. The record is from RefSeq and is a predicted model, not a curated record. Bases 86 to 874 code for a protein of 262 amino acids. Gene Ontology annotation, molecular function: kinase activity; ATP binding. Gene Ontology annotation, cellular component: cytosol; cytoplasm. The transcript has 7 exons.